AUGGUCGCGAUCACUGCCACGACGCCUGUGAAGGCUUUGGACGGCGGCGUAGAAAGCGAGCCGAAUUUCAGGAUCGAUGAAGAUGCGAACGGCAACAUUCGCUAUGUGUAUAAUGAGAUCGACCCAGUGUACGAUUCUGACGACUCAGACGCUGCGAUCACAUCAAACACGAUCGGAAAUAUUCCGAUGUCAUAUUACGACGCAUAUCCUCAUAUCGGCUACGAUAUCAAUGGACGGCGCAUCGCUAGACCUGCCAAAGGUGAAGCACUAGAUUCACUUCUGGACAGCAUCGACAUUCCCGAGGGGUGGACUGGUCUCACUGAUCCGUCCACGGGUAAACCAUUGCAGCUUACACCAGAGGAGCUUGAAACUUUGAAGAAGCUCACGCGUAACGAGGCUCCUGGCGACGGCUAUGAUCCAUAUCCGGACAUGGUAGAAUACUUCACCGGAAAAGGCAUGGAGGAAAUCAUGCCUUUGACCGCUGCUCCUGAACCAAAGCGUCGAUUUGUGCCGUCAAUGCACGAGCAUAAACGUGUCAUGAAGAUGGUCAAGGCCAUCAAAGAAGGAAGAAUUCAACCAUUCCGCGAGCCAACCGAAGAAGAGCGGGAACAGCUGGAGGCCGAGCAGGAAUUCGCCAGCUACGACAUCUGGUCAAAUGAAGCCCCGAAGCCUGAUCAUCCCAUGAACGUUCCGGCGCCGAAAUUGCCGCCUCCUGGCUAUGAAGAGAGUUACCAUCCUCCCCCGGAAUACCUUCCUGACAAGCAAGAGCGGGAGGCUUGGGAACAGCAGGACGAGGAGGACCGUGAGCAAAAGUUUCUGCCCCAAGACCAUUCUUCCCUACGAAAGGUUCCCGGAUAUGGCCAACUCAUCAAAGAGAAAUUCGAACGGUGUCUGGAUCUUUAUCUUGCUCCUCGUGUGCGUCGUGGCAAGCUGAACAUUGACCCCGAAUCACUUCUGCCCAAACUGCCCGAUCCUUCCGAGCUGAAACCGUUUCCAACUACAUGUGCCACAACAUAUACAGGUCAUGAUGGCCGCGUGAGGAGCGUGGCUAUUGACCCCAGUGGAAAGUAUAUUGCCUCUGGUGGCGAUGAUGGCACAGUUCGAGUAUGGGAAUUGCUGACAGGCCGACAACUUCUACGUGUCAAGCUCUCGGCUACCGACACUGUCAACGUCGUCACUUGGCGACCCGGAAACAACGCAUUGAUCAUCGGGGCAUGCUGUGGUGACACUGUUUACUUAAUGAUUCCACAGGGAGAUCUCUGUUCACCUGAGAUCGAAAUGGCGAGUCGAGAUAUUCUUGAUGCCGGAUACGGCUAUGCUGCCAGUUCGACCACGUCGUCUGCCGAUAAGGCAAAAUCAUUCGCAGUUUGGGCACGGCCCCCUGCAUCUCUGCAGGAGAAGGGUGUUUUGUUGACACUGACCCUCCGCUCGACGCCAAAGACGCUCGCCUGGCACCGUCGAGGCGAAUACUUCUCAACUGUAGCCCCAUCUUCGUCCUUGACUUCUACAGCCGUGGCAAUCCACACCCUGAGCAAGCAUCAAACUCAACAUCCAUUCCGACGAUUGAAGGGACUUGCGCAAACCGUGUGUUUCCAUCCGAGCAAGCCUCUCUUCUUCGUCGCUACCAGACAGCGAGUUCGUGUGUACGACCUUCAGGAGCAGAAGAUGCAGAAGGAGCUGCAGCCUGGAGCUCGCUGGAUCAGCUCGAUCAGUCUGCAUCCCAUGGGAUCCAAUCUCCUAGUGUCAUCCUAUGACAAGCGACUCCUGUGGCACGACCUUGACCUUGGCAGCACCCCAUACAAAACCCUGCGAUACCACUCCAAAGCUAUUCGAAGUGUCAAGUUCCAUCCCAGUCUGCCACUCUUCGCCGACGCCAGUGAUGACGGAAGCCUACAAAUUUUCCACGGCAAGGUUAUGGGUGACAGUCUCGAGAAUGCUACUGUGGUGCCAUUGAAAGUGCUCAAAGGCCACAGGAUCAAAAGUGACCUCGGUGUGCUGGAUGUUGAAUGGCAUCCCAGCGAAGCUUGGGCCAUUAGCGCAGGAGCUGAUGGCACUGUGAGACUAUGGAUCUAA
Molecule: messenger RNA, 2073 nt
Organism: Dissoconium aciculare CBS 342.82
Lineage: Eukaryota; Fungi; Ascomycota; Dothideomycetes; Mycosphaerellales; Dissoconiaceae
Product: BOP1NT-domain-containing protein
Exons: 1
Coding region: 1-2073 (690 amino acids)
Biological process (GO): ribosome biogenesis; maturation of LSU-rRNA from tricistronic rRNA transcript (SSU-rRNA, 5.8S rRNA, LSU-rRNA)
Cellular component (GO): preribosome, large subunit precursor; PeBoW complex
Molecular function (GO): ribonucleoprotein complex binding; protein binding
Source: RefSeq, a predicted model, not a curated record